This is a messenger RNA of Acaulospora morrowiae, 3138 nucleotides long. NCBI's taxonomy places the organism in Eukaryota, Fungi, Glomeromycota, Glomeromycetes, Diversisporales, Acaulosporaceae. The record is from the annotation of a GenBank genome assembly.
AUGACCCAUGCUAGCGAUCUAACAUAUCUGACACGUGCGGUUUUCACUGCAUGGACUUUCCUCUGGUUUUUGUAUCGCGUCUGGAGCAUGAAUCAAUUCGAAGCAUUGAGAUGGAAUCGAAUAAAAAAGCUUGAAUUGAAAUCCUCAAUUACCAUCCUCCUUUGUGUGAUGUGCCCCCUGCUGCUUACCUAUGACGUGGCUGUCACCUACAUAAAAUACACUGAGGGCUUCUUGAUGAUACCCAUAAAUGGUGAAAUCAUCACCAAACCACAAGAUUAUUGGAGCGAUAUUCAUAAACAGAUGGCGAUACCGCUGGAUUAUGUGUUCUGCGCGAGUUUCAGCGUACAAACGUGUUUAUUGUUCUUGCUUCAAUCGUUUUGGAAUUAUCUCGCAAAUAACAUUGCCAAGACAACUUUCAUGGGUAGCUUUGAAUUCAAAUCCUACAUAGUCUACUCAAUAUUCAGCUUUCUUCUCUUUCCACUGUUGCAAUGGAUCUUUCGCGAGAAUGAGAUAUACACCGAGGCUAUACCGCAACUUGCGUACGGGGCUAUCAUGUUCGUUAUUGCUCUCUUGGGUUUAAGAUCGAAUCGAAGGUUCUCCCGAUUGCUAAGGUCCUCAAAAAAUUCAAACACUUCGCAGGUUAAUAUUGUAGCCAAAUUGGAGUAUUUUAAGGAAAUGAAUCAAUAUUUAACAUGCAGUCUCUUCAUUGGUUCAUCUUCCGUGGUCGCAUUAAGCGUUGACGCGCUGACGCCUGCCAGAUUCCUUAACACUCACAAAUUCACCAUCGACCUUUUAAUAUGUCACGCCAAUUUCACCAUCUGGGUUGUAUUCGUCACUUUAAUUCUCAUUUUUUAUCCUUCUACAAACUCCCUUUCCGAUCUGAUCACGGGCAAAGGCUUGGCGUCUACGGUUAUUGUGAAAUCUACGAAAAGCAACCCGGAAGCUCCAGGCGGAAAACGAUGGUCAAAAUACAUUCCAGUGAGUGAGAAUAGUCCAUGGUCAUCGCAAGUUUCCACGAGAAAUGAUCGUGCUAGUUGGUACCUGGAUAUACCCGACGACAUGAAUGGUUAUCCUCCUACUUCAACAAAUGGAAAGAACCAUAAUUCCAGUGUAUACCGGAGUAACGGUGAUUCGGUAACAAUAGACAUAUUUCCUUCUCAAUCCACAUCGUCUCAUGGGAUCCGUUCCCCACGUGGCGCCCUUGGAGAUGCACCGUCGUCAUUUUACUUCGCGUCCAAUGCUCUAUUGCCCAGCCCCACCUACCCGCCAACGACUAUGAACUCGGGUUCAGUUUUGAAGUAUCCUUCGUCGCCAGUGAAAAAUCGAAACAGUUUGACUUCAUUAUCCUCUUUGCCACCAAUUUCUCCACCGCCUACCAUUUCGCCACCACCAAUUCCAAUAACUGGAUCUUUAGCUUCUUCCACAAGACAAUCAUUGGGUCCGGAUGCAUUUCCUAGUUCUUCGACGAUGGCUUCAGCGAAAACCACGAGAAAACUCACCCUGAAAAAUGUUGCUAGUACUCCGGUGAUUAGAGUAACUGAUUCGACGACUUCCUUGAGAUCAAAGGCGUUAUCACAGAAAAUUGAUGACGGUUCCCCGAUGAAAUCGAAAGCAUUACAAGAAAACAAUGAUGUGAACAACACGGUGGUGAAUGAGAAUUCAACGAUCAACAAAAUUACAAAAUUAGAUACCAGGGUAGUGGCGCCUUUCAUGUUCCAGGAAAAGCCUCCCCCAAGGGUGAUCACCAAUGCUCUAACAAAUGGUAAGAUCGAUGGCGACGUGGAAAAUAAGGCAAUAUUUGGCGUUGGUGAUUUGAAUGUUGAGCCAAAGAAAAAAGUAGAAGAAAAUGAAGGUGUAACGGAGUCUGAUGAAACAAAGGAUUUAGAAAACCCUCAACAAAAGCCGUUCCAAGCUUCGGAGGAAAGCGAGGAUGAUCGCAAUGAAAAACAGAUUUUGGACCCAUCAUCACCCGAAGACUCGCAAGAGGAGAUUCAAAGUGAUGAUUCAAGUAGUAUCAAUCAAGAAUCUUUUGUUCUAGAGAAAUCGCUAAUACAAUCUUCGCCUUCAGAAGAAGAGAAAUCCAAUGAUGUGAAUAUUCUUUCGACAUCAGUUUCGUCCGUAAAAUCUACUUCACGAUCUGAAACACCGGAGUCCACGACUCAAUCAUUCGCAACCACAACCAAAUCGUCCAAGCAAGCUGAAUCUCAAAAACCCAAGUCACCUUCACGCACCAACGCUGCCACAAAACAUCCUUCAGCUGCAACGCCACUUAAGUCAGCGCUAAAGUCUACCACAUCCUCUUCGUCAUCACCAAAAUCACAUGCCAGCAAAUCUCGAAGAUCGACCGCAUCGUCGAUUUCUUCGAAGAAUAGUUCCAGAACCCCGUCGCCAGUAUCAUCAGUCUCUUCAUCACGUUCCACAACGCCAGUCAAUAAUAAUAAACAGGAGACAACAUCCAAUAAAUCAUCACGCGCUCAAAACGCGUCCAAUAAUAACAAGACUAGGGCGAGUUUAUCUGGAAAUGGGGUGGGGACUGCGAGCGGUAUGAGAAGCAAGAUAAGGAAUAAUAGCAGCAGGUCCGAAAUUGUUGCUGCUGACGCCAGCGAUGUCGACAGUAAAGGUGUAAAGAAAAAGUCCUCGAGCGUUUUGAGAAGUAGUGCUAAACAAGUGGAUUCCAAAGAUGACAAAAAACGUGACGAUGUGAAUGACAAACCAUUUGUGCGAGAGAGAUCCGACAGCGGAUUUCAUGGUGAUGAUUUUGAUUUAGUGGUGCCUAGUGCAAGCAGCUAUUUAGAAAUCGUAAAGAAGACGGAUUCAAAGAUUGAGAAUAUAACAAACCACAAGGGUAAAAAGAGCACCAGCUUAGAAAGUGAGAAAGCUACUGGAUCAAAAAAGGUUGAAAAGAUUACCACCAGUUCGAAGGGCGAGAAAAUUGCCGCUUCAAAAGGUGAAAAGGUUGGCGGAAAGAUUUCAAAGGAUGCUGAUGUAAAGAGUAAUAAAACCAAACGUAGCAGCAUAAAAGAGGUGAAAAAGAUCAUGGGAAGAAUAAAAUCGAAUAGUUCUCUGAGCAGUUCAAGUAGCGAGAGUAGUAGAAGUAGUUCAAAGGAGAAGAAAGUUAGAAUAUUGGGAACAUCAUAG